Aspergillus eucalypticola CBS 122712 is the source of this 1242-nucleotide messenger RNA. Its product is annotated as guanine nucleotide exchange factor SDO1. The transcript is spliced from 2 exons. The record is from RefSeq and is a predicted model, not a curated record. The coding region runs from base 123 to 1151 and encodes 342 amino acids. NCBI's taxonomy places the organism in Eukaryota, Fungi, Ascomycota, Eurotiomycetes, Eurotiales, Aspergillaceae. Gene Ontology annotation, biological process: cytosolic ribosome assembly; ribosome biogenesis.
GCGCAUUCAAAACAUAAUCUCCUCACUGACGCAACUGAAGAUCGAUCAACUCCAAAAUACACCUUGGUUGAGUCCGUCUAUACACAAGAGCCUCUUGCUUUGUCGCAGAGGCAUCCAGCAACAUGCCCAUCAACCAACCAUCAAAUCAGAUCAAAUUUACCAAUGUAUCAGUCGUCAGGCUAAAAAAGGGUAAAAAGCGCUUCGAGCUCGCCUGCUACAAGAACAAACUCCUCGAAUAUCGCUCCGGUGCAGAGAAGGAUCUCGACAAUGUUCUCCAAGUUCCCACGAUCUUCCUGUCCGUUUCUAAAGCGCAAACAGCCCCAUCCGCCGAGUUAACAAAGGCCUUCGGCGCCGACACACCUGCAGAUGAGAUCCGACAAGAAAUCCUACGAAAGGGUGAAGUGCAGGUUGGCGAGCGCGAGCGGAAGGAAAUCAUCGAACGAGUGGAGAAGGAAGUGUUGGAUAUUGUAUCAGGACGGCUGGUUGAUCCUACGACGAAACGAGUCUAUACCCCCGGAAUGAUCUCAAAAGCCUUAGACCAGCUGAGCUCGGCUAGUGGUCAACAAUCGCAAACACCCGGCAAUGGUGAGACGGAUGGGGACAACAGCGAGGAGAGCCGCCCGCGGAAACCGCUCUGGACGGGUGUGACUGCCAACAAGUCCGCGAAGAGUCAAGCGCUUGAGGCCAUGAAGGCGCUUAUUGCAUGGCAGCCUAUUCCUGUGAUGCGGGCGCGGAUGCGUCUCCGCGUUACCUGUCCUGUGUCAUUGUUGAAGCAAAGUGUCAAGGGUGGUGCGGCCGGCGGUGCUGGCGCGGGUGGUAAGGAGAAGGAGGCGCCAUCCAAGGGCGGCUCCAAGUCCAACAAGAAGGGUGGAAAGGGGUCCAAGAAGGCCCGUCAGCAGGAAUCCGAGGAUGAGGCGGGCGGUUCUGACGCAGAGUCUGCACCUGCCAAGGGCCCGAGCAAUGUCAAGGAUAAGAUCCUGAGCUACAUCGAAUCUAUCGAGGCUCAGGAGGUCGUCGGCGGAGACGAGUGGGAAGUCAUUGGCUUUGCGGAGCCGGGAGCUUUCAAGGGACUGAAUGAGUUCGUGGGUAACGAGACCCGGGGCAGAGGACGCGUGGAGGUGCUGGAUAUGACGGUGACCCAUGAAGAGUAAGCUCGGCCGGGAAUGCAUCUGGCGCAACCAUGUACAGCCUGCUAUGAUUGAUGACUAGGAAGGAUACCAAAAUCAUGCCAUAAAUAUGACC